AAAAAUCAAUUCUGAAUCAACACUGAAACCCAAACGUUGAAAGAAGAAAACAAUAAGGAGGUUUAGCAAACAGGGUGUUAUCAAUUAGAAUUGAAACAGAUAUAUAACCAUAGAUUGAACUUGCAGCUGUGAAGGUAGAUUCAUAUAAAUACAUAUCCAUCCGUUGGCUUUCAUCUCAUUCAUUACCUUUCAUUACACGUUAACAGUUUUGACGAGCAUUAAAAUUCAUAAUCAUAUAUCAUAUAUCAUAUAUUACACACACAUUUACAAAAAAUCAUAACUUAUCAUGGAUCAACUGUAUACUUACGAGAGUCCUUCGAUGAUCAGUAACUCUCCUAUGAUCAACUAUAGAAAAGAUGCCAAAAAAGGGGUAAAAUUCACUUUUAUGGUGGUUGGUGAACUGGGUAAUGGUAAAACUACUUUUAUUAAUAGUCUUUUAAAUAAAAAAGUCUUGAGUCAUCGUUUUGAAAAUGCUAGUGAUACUGAUACUAAAACUUUAACUUUCACAUCUGCUAAAUCAGUUGCCUUACCAAAUACUUCUAUAUUAACUAGACAAGAAUUCAAUGCUAGAACUUCCAAUGAAGAACCUGGUAUUGCAUUAACUGAAACAAAAGUUGAAUUAAUUGAUGAUGAAAAUUUAAAAUUAUUAUUAUCAAUUAUUGAUACUCCAGGGUUUGGAGAAAAUUUAAAUAAUGAAUUAUGUUUUCUUGAAAUUGAAAAUUAUUUAAAACAACAAUUUGAUUUGGUUUUAGCUGAAGAAACUAGAAUUAAAAGAAAUCCAAGAUUCAUAGAUACCAGAGUUCAUGCUUUAUUAUAUUUCAUAACACCAACUGGUCAUGGAUUAAGAGAGAUUGAUAUUCAAUGUAUGAAAAGAUUAUCAAAAUAUGUUAAUAUUAUCCCUGUUAUAGGUAGAGCUGAUACAUUCACUGAAACUGAAUUAAAACAUUUUAAAACUCAAAUUAAAAUUGAUAUUGAAAAAUUCAAUGUGCCAAUUUUUCAAUUUGAUAGUAUAUUACAUGAAUUUGAUGAAGAUGAAGAUUAUGAAUUAAUUCAAGAAUGUAAAUAUUUAGCUGCUUUACAACCAUUUGCCAUUAUAACUUCUGAAGAAGAAUUUGAAGUUAAAGAUCCAACCAAUGGUCAAACUAAUUUAAUUAGAGGUAGACAAUUACCUUGGGGUUUAAUUGAUAUAAAUGAUACUCAAUAUAGUGAUUUCCCUAUUUUAAAAUCAGUAUUAUUAGGAUCUCAUUUACAAGAUUUUAAAGAUUUAACUCAUGAUUUCUUAUAUGAAACUUAUAGAACUGAAAGAUUAACUAAAGUUACUGGAGGUAAUAAUAAUGGUGGUUCAAAUAAUCAUAAUGAUGAUGAAUAUGAUGAUAGUGAAUUCCAUGAUACAGUUGAACAUCAUAAUGAAUUUGGAGCUAAUAGUGUUCCAUCAUUAUCUAAUUUAGCUCAACUUACAAAUCUUAAUACUACUCUUGGAAGUUCAAUUACCAAUAGUACUAGUCAUAAUGGCGAUGAUGAAUCACUUGCAUCUAAUAGUUCAAUUUCAAGAAAGAAAAAUACUUUAUUAUUAGAUGAUGAUGAUGAUGAUGAAGAUUUUAAUGGAACUUCUAAAACUAAAGAUAAUGGAUCCUUUACAUCAUCAACUUCAACCAUAUCAUUUGAUCAUGGAAAAGAUAAUAUACCACCACCCAGAAAUCUUAUUCCAACCAAUGGACAAUUCAAAAGACUUUCAAUUGCCCCUCAACGUAAUCAAUUACGUCAAAUUUCAGAAACUGUACCUUAUGUUAUAAGACAUGAAAGAAUUUUAGAAAGACAACAAAAACUUGAAGAAAUGGAAAUGGCUAGUGCCAAAGAAUUAGCUCAUAGAGCAGCAUUAUUAGAAAAGAAAGCCGCUGAAUUAAAACUUAAAGAAAGAGCAUUAAUGAAAAGACUAGAAUCAGUUGAAAAACCGAAAUCUAAUAAUGAAACUACCAAUGAUGAUGAUGGUGAAAAUGAUGGUGAUACUACAAGACAUUCAACCAUUACUAAAGAUGAGACAUUGACUGAUCUUCAUUCAUAUGUGGAACAAAGAAGUUGAUCAAGAAAGAAAGAAAGACUUUUAUAUAUCUAUGUGUAAAUAUAUAAUCUAUCAUAUUAUUAAAAAGAGAUGAUUUAUUAGUUUUAUAGAUAUUGAUGUAGGAUAACAGUGAUCCAUAUUGGUGAUAACUUGUAGUUAAACGUAAGUAAUUGACCAUUGAAUGAAGGUACUAACAUAUGACAGUAUAGAGUAACCCAUUCAAUGACAUACAUAACCCAUAAUGUUCAUACCUACUAUUGGUAAACUUCCAUCUAUCCCAUCCAUCCAGCUACUAAAUAGGAAUUUAUAGACUAUUAUUAUCAAUUUGAUAAAUACACACUCUCCCAAAGUCAACAGCUAAAUUUUUUCUUUUCUCAGAAAUCAAAAGAAGAAAAAAAAAUUAAAAUUAAAAUCUCAAAAUCUGAUUUCAUCUCUCUCUCACAGACUUUUGAACAACAGGACAAGAAGACCUUACGACGGCGACG
Molecule: messenger RNA, 2544 nt
Organism: Scheffersomyces coipomensis
Lineage: Eukaryota; Fungi; Ascomycota; Pichiomycetes; Serinales; Debaryomycetaceae
Gene: SEP7
Product: septin
Exons: 1
Coding region: 287-2080 (597 amino acids)
Biological process (GO): division septum assembly; cellular bud neck septin ring organization; cytoskeleton-dependent cytokinesis
Cellular component (GO): septin ring; cell division site; cytosol
Molecular function (GO): GTPase activity; GTP binding; molecular adaptor activity
Source: RefSeq, a predicted model, not a curated record